Molecule: messenger RNA, 1597 nt
Organism: Lepus europaeus (European hare)
Lineage: Eukaryota; Metazoa; Chordata; Mammalia; Lagomorpha; Leporidae
Gene: FOXD2
Product: forkhead box D2
Exons: 1
Coding region: 1-1482 (493 amino acids)
Biological process (GO): cell differentiation; anatomical structure morphogenesis; regulation of transcription by RNA polymerase II
Molecular function (GO): DNA-binding transcription factor activity, RNA polymerase II-specific; RNA polymerase II cis-regulatory region sequence-specific DNA binding
Source: RefSeq, a predicted model, not a curated record
AUGACCCUGGGCAGCUGCUGCUGCGAGAUCAUGUCCUCCGAGAGCUCCCCGGCCGCGCUGUCCGAGGCCGACGCAGACAUAGACGUGGUGGGCGGCGGCGGCGGCGGCGGGGGGGAGCUCCCAGCCCGCUCCGGGCCCCGCGCCCCCCGGGACGUGCUCCCCCACGGCCACAAGCCUCCCCCGGAGGAAGCCGAGGCAGACGUCGCGGAGGACGAGGAGGAGUCGGGCGGCUACUCGGACGGCGAGCCCCGCGCUCUAGCGCCCCGGGGGGCGGCGGCCGCCGCUGGAAGCCCAGGGCCGGGCGCGGCGGCGGCGACGGCGGCCCGGGGCGCGGCGGGGCCCGGGCCGGGACCGCCGCCGUCGGGGGGCGCGGCGACGCGGAGCCCGCUGGUGAAGCCGCCCUACUCGUACAUCGCGCUCAUCACCAUGGCCAUCCUGCAGAGCCCCAAGAAGCGGCUGACGCUGAGCGAGAUCUGCGAGUUCAUCAGCGGCCGCUUCCCCUACUACCGGGAGAAGUUCCCCGCCUGGCAGAACAGCAUCCGCCACAACCUCUCGCUCAACGACUGCUUCGUCAAGAUCCCCCGCGAGCCGGGCAACCCGGGCAAGGGCAACUACUGGACGCUCGACCCGGAGUCGGCCGACAUGUUCGACAACGGCAGCUUCCUGCGGCGCCGCAAGCGCUUCAAGCGGCAGCCGCUGCCACCGCCGCACCCACACCCGCACCCGCACCCCGAGCUGCUGCUGCGUGGCGGGGCCGCCGCGGCGGGCGACCCCGGCGCCUUCCUGCCGGGCUUCGCCGCCUACGGCGCCUACGGCUACGGCUACGGGCUGGCACUCCCGGCCUACGGCGCGCCGCCCCCGGGGCCAGCCCCGCACCCGCACCCGCACGCCUUCGCUUUCGCCGCGGCCGCCCCGUGCCAGCUGUCGGUCCCCGCGGGCCGCGCCGCCGCUGCGCCUCCACCCGGACCUCCGACAGCCUCGGUGUUCGCGGGCGCGGCCUCGGCUCCGGCCCCCGCGCCCGCCCCGGGGUCGGGCCCCGGCCCCGCAGGCCUGCCCGCUUUUCUGGGCGCGGAGCUGGGCUGCGCUAAAGCCUUCUACCCCGCGUCCCUAAGCCCUCCCGCCGCCGGCACCGCGGCGGGCCUAUCCUCCGCACUCCUGCGCCAGGGCCUCAAGACGGACGCGGGCGGUGCGGGCGGCGCGGGCGCAGGAGCCGGGCAGAGGCCUUCCUUCUCCAUAGACCAUAUCAUGGGCCACGGUGGCGGCGGGGCAGCGCCCCCGGGAGGCGGCGAGGGCUCCCCGGUGUCGCCGUUCGCGGCCGCCGCGGGCCCCGGGGGCCCAGCCCAGGUCCUGGCCAUGCUGACUGCCCCGACCUUGGCUCCGGUGGCCGGCCACAUCCGCCUCUCGCACCCCGGGGACGCGCUCCUGUCCUCAGCGCCCCCGUUCACCGGCAAAGUCGCCGGCCUCAGUGGCUGCCACUUCUGACCGCGGCGGGCUCCGGGCCAGGUAGGCCCGCACUCCUCAGCCCCUCCCUGGAGCUCCUGCGGUCCCAGCGGAACUCAGGGAGUCUUAUUUAUGAAGGGUCCCCGGGCCAGGGGGC